AUGGAAAACCAAGUGGAAGCUUUGCAUUUAGAUGGAGAUUUGAAGAGGAUGACGGAGAAACGAUGGAGUCGUAGCGAUACUAUCUUGUCGAUUGGUAAUGAAGUGGAAGAUGGCGAUGAUCAGGAGCUGAAGAGAAUCACUACAAGUGAUGGAAGAGGUUUCAAUACUAGUGACAAGUGGGCGGCCUUUUAUCCAAAUCAAAAAGUCACGGUCGUCACGAGUAUCGGACAGCCACCAAUUCCUCCAGACGGGUACGUCCCAUUGCGGCAUGGACAUCGUCGUGAAGUGCAGAAUCCGGAGAAUUGUAUGUUGUUUGAACACGACGUGGCAAACGGUUUCUCGGUGGAUACAUUGCUGUGGAGUGAAAAGUUGUUGGAGGAGCGCAUUAUGCAGUUAACAGCAUGGACUCGACGAUCUCCUUUGCCGCGUCGCCAGAAACUGGAACGCAUUAACCGCAUGGUGAACCAGUCUUAA
Molecule: messenger RNA, 474 nt
Organism: Peronospora farinosa
Lineage: Eukaryota; Oomycota; Peronosporomycetes; Peronosporales; Peronosporaceae
Source: the annotation of a GenBank genome assembly